This is a messenger RNA of Fusarium redolens, 612 nucleotides long. RefSeq lists its product as uncharacterized. The transcript is spliced from 2 exons. NCBI's taxonomy places the organism in Eukaryota, Fungi, Ascomycota, Sordariomycetes, Hypocreales, Nectriaceae. The record is from RefSeq and is a predicted model, not a curated record. The coding region runs from base 1 to 612 and encodes 203 amino acids.
AUGGCUUUCGAUCUCUGGACUUACCAGUUCUGCCUUGCCUGCGACAAACAGGUGCAAUCUGACGCUGCAGCCUACUGCUCUGAGCCUUGCCAGAUGAUAGACUCCGAAAGGGCAACAUUGCCGCCCAACUCGCAAGUGAGCUCCCCUGGAUUCCCUCCGUCUCCCACCAAGUUCUAUGUCUCCCGGGCGUAUGACCUAAGUACCGCACGAUCCUGCGAGACUACGGCUCAGAAAAGGCCCUGGAUCCAUUCUAUGGUGCCCGGCACUGAGCAGCCUUGGCUCCAUGCUGAGUACGUUCUCCACCCACGAGGCAGGUCACCUGUCAAACAAGGCGAGGAUGGAACUGCGAGCAUACGCUAUCUUAUUCGAGCAGGCGACAGUGCAGCGGAGGCGGUCUUACUAGCCCGCAUUGCUGCGAUGUCUUGCGUUCAGCCGAUAUACUGCAUCAUGUCUAUGUAUAUCUCAAACGGCGGGCCCGAAGCCGACUGGGAGGUUUAUGCGACGACAGAGAACGUGACUCAUUCCAAACUCGCUCGUCGGGCAACAUAUAAUCACAAUACCUACCUCACUACGCCACUUUUCUCGGCAACUUUUGCUGCAACAAGACGGUAA